Molecule: messenger RNA, 435 nt
Organism: Colletotrichum spaethianum
Lineage: Eukaryota; Fungi; Ascomycota; Sordariomycetes; Glomerellales; Glomerellaceae
Exons: 2
Coding region: 1-435 (144 amino acids)
Source: RefSeq, a predicted model, not a curated record
AUGUGGCUGCUCAAAAUCGCUACCAUAGCAGCAGCAGUAACAGCAGGCGGACUCAACUUCAAUAGCGCUGCCGGUUGCAACAACGAGCUCGCCUCCUCCACCUCCACCGCCGCCGCCAACGUCGACAUCGACAUCGACGACAACCACAUCGACCGUAGCACCACCAUCGCCUCCUCCGCCUCCAACGACAACUUCGAGGACUUCGACUUCAACUCCACCUCCCCCGCCGCCUCCGCCCCCAACGACAACUUCGAGGACUUCGACUUCAACUCCACCUCCCCCGCCGCCUCCGCCCCCAACGACUCUGAGGACAACUUCAUCAGCAGCGCCUCCACCACCACCCCCGCCAACAUCGACAACACGGCAAGUUCAAACCACAACCGCUCCACCGCCAGUGUUCUCAACACCGCCGCCGCCAUCAUCCACGACGACUAA